Molecule: messenger RNA, 339 nt
Organism: Balearica regulorum gibbericeps (East African grey crowned-crane)
Lineage: Eukaryota; Metazoa; Chordata; Aves; Gruiformes; Gruidae
Source: RefSeq, a predicted model, not a curated record
CAGGAUCACCUAGAGCAGGUUGGAACUUGGGAUCCAUUGAGCGGCCUUAACAUGACAGAGAAUCAGAAAGGAAAACCAGCAAACAUCACAGAUUCCCUGUCCAAUCGCUCUUUAAUCGUUACCACCAUCUUGGAAGAGCCAUAUGUUAUGUUCAAGAAGUCUGACAAACCCUUAUAUGGAAAUGAUCGAUUUGAAGGUUAUUGCAUUGACCUCCUCAGGGAGCUGUCUACUAUCCUUGGAUUUUCCUAUGAGAUUAGACUGGUGGAGGAUGGAAAAUAUGGAGCCCAGGAAGAUGCCAGCGGACAGUGGAAUGGAAUGGUUCGUGAACUAAUUGAUCAU